AUGGCACAAAGCAGGCCUUUGGAAGGAGCUGAAAACCACACUUUAGUGGUCAACUUUGUUCUCCUGGGACUCACAGAUGAUAAAGAUUUGCAACUUAUUCUUUUUCCUUUAUUCCUGGUCAUCUACCUGGUGACCUUAAUCUGGAACCUGGGCCUCAUCAUCCUAAUAAGAAUUGACUCUCACCUACACACACCUAUGUACUUUUUUCUCAGUUUCCUCUCAUUUAUCGAUAUUUGCUAUACUACUUCCAUUAGUCCAAGGAUGCUUUCAGAUUUCUUCAAAGACGAUAAAGUGAUCCCCUUUGUUUCUUGUGCCACUCAGUUUUUUGUUCUGUGUUGGAUGGGUCUCUCUGAGUGCUGCCUCUUAGCCACCAUGGCCUAUGACAGGUAUAUCGCCAUCGGAAACCCUCUACAGUACUCAGUCAUCAUGGCACCUGGGCUCUGUCAGAAGAUGGUCGCUGCAGCCCUGGGAACUGGUUUUCUUAGUAGUCUAGUUCAAACAGCUCCUUCAUUUAGUCUCUACUUCUGUGGGCCAAACACCAUUCCGCAUUUCUUCUGUGACAUAGCCCAGAUUGUUACCUUGUCUUGUUCCAGUCCCUUUAUCACCCAAAUCAUUAUUUUUCUGGUGGCUACAUUUGUUGGAUUUGGUUCUUUACUUCUAACUCUGUUAUCCUAUGGGUUCAUCACAGCUGCGGUUCUGAAAUUAUCCUCAAUUAAAGGUAGUAUCAAGGCCUUCAACACCUGUGCUUCCCACCUGGCCGUUGUGACACUUUUCUAUGGCACAUCUCUCUCUGUGUACAUGCGGCCUAGCUCGAACCAUCCCAAGAAACAGGACAAAGUACUGUCAGUGUUUUAUGUGAUUAUUAUCCCCAUGCUAAACCCUCUUAUCUAUAGUCUGAGGAACAAGGAGAUCAAAGAGGCUCUCAAGAAGGUGAUGAAAAGGACAAGACAUUUAUCUCAGUAG
Suncus etruscus (white-toothed pygmy shrew) is the source of this 963-nucleotide messenger RNA. Its product is annotated as olfactory receptor 5A1-like. Bases 1 to 963 code for a protein of 320 amino acids. Gene Ontology annotation, molecular function: G protein-coupled receptor activity; olfactory receptor activity; odorant binding. Gene Ontology annotation, cellular component: membrane. The transcript has a single exon. The record is from RefSeq and is a predicted model, not a curated record. NCBI's taxonomy places the organism in Eukaryota, Metazoa, Chordata, Mammalia, Eulipotyphla, Soricidae. Gene Ontology annotation, biological process: sensory perception of smell; G protein-coupled receptor signaling pathway.